AUGUCCGACUCGCGGUUCGACGGCGACUUUAUGGCCCAGCGACGCCAGAGCAAUGGCAGCAUCGACGACGAUCAGGACUUCUCGCGGCGGAUUUUGCAGGUGAGAAACCCCGAUGGAUCGGUGAUGCAUUAAUGGAGUUUUUAAGUGGCGUUUCGGCUACCCACAGCCCGUGGCAUGUCGGAUCCCUUAGCCCCUGCAUCGCAUUGUGCCCAUGCCGUUCCAUUUUACGACCUGUCAUUUCACCUUUUUGUUACCAUCGUGCAUUUACUUUAUUUAUUUGGUUUCUGCCGUACGCGGCCGCCGCAUGGUUCUAAUCGUGCGGUUGUAUUAUCUGCCCUCAGCGUUGCCUGUCUCUGCCUUGCAUCACACCGGUAUCCUUCUACUAUACUGUCGUUUUUUGACGGUCGGAGGUACAUCGAUGAGCGGUCGAGCGGCCCUGGACAGUCAUGCUCAACUGGGACGGAACUGUAUUUAUCAAAAGGCGUUGAAGUGGAGCUGAGUUCAUUGUUCGACCAUCUCCGACCGCUCGUGAUCUUUUCUUUCCUUGACUUGGUUUUAUUUGUAUGUCAUUUUUUAUACCUUUUUGCUGUUUUAUUCUGAACGAAGGAUAUCCCUUUGGUCAACUUUCACUCUUGUUUUGUGUGUCUUGCUAUCGUGG
This is a messenger RNA of Aspergillus candidus, 658 nucleotides long. RefSeq lists its product as uncharacterized. Lineage: Eukaryota; Fungi; Ascomycota; Eurotiomycetes; Eurotiales; Aspergillaceae. The record is from RefSeq and is a predicted model, not a curated record. The transcript is spliced from 2 exons. The coding region runs from base 175 to 600 and encodes 141 amino acids.